This is a messenger RNA of Wasmannia auropunctata (little fire ant), 630 nucleotides long. RefSeq names its product multidrug resistance-associated protein 4-like. Gene Ontology annotation, cellular component: membrane. Gene Ontology annotation, biological process: transmembrane transport. Gene Ontology annotation, molecular function: ATP binding; ABC-type transporter activity. The transcript is spliced from 4 exons. The annotation marks the transcript as partial. NCBI's taxonomy places the organism in Eukaryota, Metazoa, Arthropoda, Insecta, Hymenoptera, Formicidae. The record is from RefSeq and is a predicted model, not a curated record.
UCGUUUUAAUUUUCUUCGCGACAAAAUACUUUGUAAAAGUUGUUCGGGAUAUCAAACGUCUCGAAGGUGUAAUGAAAAGUCCAUUGUUCUCACACGUGAACGAGACGCUAAACGGUCUACCAACGAUUAGAAGUAGUGGCAAUGAAAUCGAGAAAAUGAUGCGAACACAGUUCGAUGUGUUGCAAGAUCAUCACUCCGGAACGUGGUAUCUCUUUCUAACAUGUUCGGCGACCUUCGGUAUCUUUAUAGAUCUAAUUAUGUGCUCGUUCCUUGCAUGCCUUUGUUUCUUCCUUAUAUCGAUAAAUGAAAAUGCUGCAGUUAGCAUAGACGGGAACACAUCGGGUCUAGCCAUAUCGCAAUCGUUGCGUCUGUUCGGUAUCUUGCAAUACGGCAUAAAGAUGUUUAUUGAAACUAUGGCGCUAAUGAUUUCCGUAGAAAGGAUUCUCCAGUAUACGAAUCUUCCAAAGGAAGAACCUGUUACUUCGGACAAUCCACCGCCGCCCACAUGGCCGUCCCAAGGACGAUUGAUAUUAAAGAACGUCAAUAUGAAGUAUCGCAAAGAUAAUCCACUGGUUUUGAAGAAUCUGAACGUAUCUAUUGAGCCUGGUUGGAAAGUUGGCGUAGUGGGAC